AUGGUAUAUUUUAUUGCUCUGUUAAUAUUUUCGCUUAUUUUUUGUUUCCCCAAAAUAGAAUGCAAAACUAGAUAUAGUGUGUAUACAUAUAUAAAUUCUACAUUAAACAUAAAACAUGAAAAUAGAAAAAAAAUAAAAUUAAAAAAUAAUGAAAUAAACCAAAAUGUAUUAUACCCAAAUUUGAACUCUGGAAAUUGUGAUAAUAACAAAGGAUAUGAAAUAAAAAGUUUCAAACAAGAAGAUAUAAAAAUUAAUAAAAAAUUAAAUAUAAAUAUUUUUAAAAAUAAAGAAAAUCAUUCAAAUAUAUAUAAUGAAGGAAUGUGUAUAUAUAGUAUAUUAAAAGAUAUUGAAAUUAAAGAUGUCAAAAAGAUUCCAUAUUAUAAUUCAGAUCUAACAAAUAUAAAAAUUGAAAAUAAUACAAAUAAUCUAAUUAAUGUAACUGAAAAAAAUGAUCAAAAUGAUGAAUAUUUAAAAAAUUCACUAAUAUAUAGUGAUAAAAAUUAUGAUAUACCAAAUGCUUUAAAUUAUUAUCCUGAUGAUAUGUUCAUUUUUAAUUUUGAUGGUGUUAUAAAUAUGAGCAAACAAGAAAAAAUUGUUAUUGCAUUUAUUACAUUUAUUAAAUUUUUUAAAUGCAAAUUUUUAUUUAAUAAUAAACAAAUUCUAAAUCUUCCUUUAUAUAAAUUUAUGACAAUUUAUAAGCCAUACCUUUUUAAUGAUUCUGUCGAAAGGAAUCAGACAAAUCGGGGCGAAAAUGAAGAAGAUGAAAAAGAAAACGAAAACGAAGAAGAUGACGAAAACGAAGAUGACGAAAACGAAGAUGACGAAUUUAUAUUGCUAAAGCUGAUUCCCAAAUUCGUUUAUACACGUUUAUUAUACAUUUUUAAAUAUAUAAAAAGAAAUGAAGAUCUAGUGAUUGCUAUUAAAUAUAUAUACGACAAUAUAAAUGAUAUAUGUAUAAAAUAUAAUUACGAUAUUAAUAAGCUUAUUCAUAUUAGUAAAUUAUUAAAUAAAACUGAUAAUAAAAUUCAAAAUUAUAUUAAAAAUAAAUCUAAUUGUAUAAAUGAACAAACUAAAGAACAUACAAAAUCGAAUAAAGAAAAAGAUGAUAAUUUUUCAGCAUAUCAAAUUGUUAAGGAACUUACAAAAAACACAUUUAACCCUAAUAAAAUUAUAAAAUAUAAAAGAAUAGAAAAUCUAAAUAAUAUUUUCCCAAGUUUUAGAAUUGAAUUUGAACAAUUUUAUAUAAAUAAUAAAUAUUUAGAAUUAUAUAAAAAAUAUAAUAUAAAAUAUGAACAAAUUUCUAAUGAGAUUAAUAAAAUACGAAAUUUAUUAAUUAGAAAUGAAAAUAAAGCAUAUAAUAAUUUACUAAAAUAUAGAUACCCAAUUAAUAAUUUAAAUGAACAAGAUAAAAUAUAUCAUCAAACUUGGAAUCAAACUGCUAUAGACAUAAUAAAUAACAAUAUCAAUGUGUAUAACAAGCCUAUAUAUAUUAUCUCUACUAUCGAAAAUGCGAAUUUUAUAAAAUAUACACUAAAACAAUUUGGAGUUAACAUAAAAGAUGAACGCAAUAAUGACUUGUUACGCAUAUAUGGAAAGGGGGAAAAGAACGAAGCAGACGAAAAGAACGAAGCAGACGAUAGGGACGGCAGCUUAGCGAUGCUGACGAAAUUGGGGAAGCUUGUUAAACAGGCAUAUACACGAAAUGAGAAUAAAGAAGAAAUUAUUGACUAUAUAUAUGACCCUUAUAAUAUAGAUAUUAAAUAUUAUAAAUAUUAUCAAAAAACUGGAAAAAAAGAUUAUUAUUUAAAUAAAAAUUCAAACUAUAAUAAUAUUCUCAAAAAUAAUUGUGAUUUGGUAUAUAAAAUAAUAAAAAAAUAUCACAAUGAUAAUAUGAUACACAUAAUUAGUGAUAAAUAUGAAGAUUUAAACGCAUUAAAUAAUGAUAAUAGAUUCAAUAAAAAAGUGAAAUUAUAUUUUUGUGAAUGGGGAUAUAAUACUUAUAACGAUAAACUAAAAUCAAUUUUUAAUGACAAAAUAAAAACAUUUUCGGAAACAUUUAAACUCAUCUUUUUAUGUUGCACUUAUCAAAAUUCACCACGAAGAAAACAUACACAUGGAAAGGGAAUCCCCCUUGAUUUUUAUUCAAAAUUUAUGCACAAAUAUUGCUUGAAAAAUAAUCUAAUAACAGAGCACCCUCUCGAAGAUUUGUAG
Plasmodium yoelii is the source of this 2211-nucleotide messenger RNA. Its product is annotated as conserved Plasmodium protein, unknown function. The record is from RefSeq and is a predicted model, not a curated record. The transcript has a single exon. The coding region runs from base 1 to 2211 and encodes 736 amino acids. NCBI's taxonomy places the organism in Eukaryota, Apicomplexa, Aconoidasida, Haemosporida, Plasmodiidae.